Messenger RNA from Drosophila albomicans, 754 nucleotides. Its product is annotated as RNA-binding protein 12B-like. Lineage: Eukaryota; Metazoa; Arthropoda; Insecta; Diptera; Drosophilidae. The record is from RefSeq and is a predicted model, not a curated record. Bases 80 to 754 code for a protein of 224 amino acids. The transcript is spliced from 3 exons.
CGUAGAUUCGGCCAAAGCAUCAGUUUCUACCUAUACGUCAUAAAGGGAUUCAGCAGAGAGCCCUGCCGGACCUAUCGUCAUGAAACUGACGAUCGUCUUUCUUAUUGUGAGCAUUGUGCUCGUAAGCAUUGUCGAUCACAGUGCAGCAAAGGAACGCCGAAGGCACAAGGGGCACCCAGCUAGGGGCAAUCAAGGAUCGUGUCCCUGCGAAACGAAGAAACCACCUCACAGGGAACCGUGUAAAACGAGAAAACCACACCAUAAAGAACCCUGUAAAACAAAAAGACCACGUACAAAGAAACCCCGUAAAACAAAAAAACCACAUCACAAGCAACCCUGUGGUUGCGGUUGCGAAACCACGCGAAAGGCAACGAGAAGACCAACGCGUAGAAGGACAACGCAUAAACCACCUUGUAGAACUACUCGAAGGCCACCUUGUGAAACAACACGUAAACCUCCGUGCGACACCACUCGAAGGCCACCUUGGGACACCACUCGAAGGCCACCAUGUGAAACAACGCGAAAACCACCCUGUGAAACCACUAGAAGGCCACCUUGGGAAACAACGAGGAAACCACCUUGCGACACCACUCGAAGGCCACCUUGGGACACUACUCGAAGGCCACCCUGUGAAACAACGCAAAAACCACCCUGUGAAACCACUCGAAGGCCACCUUGUGAAACAACACGUAAGCCACCUUGGGACACUACUCGAAGGCCACCUUGGGACACCACUCGAAGGCCACCAUUGUAG